GUUAGAGGGAGAGAGAGAGAGAGAGAGGCGGUGGCCAUACCUGCAGCGCGGAGUGCUUACCUGGGUGCCAUAGCUGGACUUCACGCCAGCAUCCUGCUUCCGACGCAAUGGCGGCAGUUACCUGCAGGUCAGGUCAUAUCUUUGGGUCUUCCACUGCGCUACAUUGUGCUAUUUUCGUAUGUAUCUGGAUGUGCAAUGCUUGUUGAUGCUUUGCUGACGGUGCAUUGUCCAUUCGAGUCCUUUUCAUCACUUUGUGGAUCCUUGGUUGUUGUGCUUUUCAAAGCAACUGGGGAUGCACCCAUCUUGAAGCAAAAUAAAUUCAAGAUUGGAGCAUCCGAGAAGUUUGUCAAAGUGAUAGAAUUUCUUCGUAAGCAGCUUCAUCGUGAAACUCUGUUCUUGUACAUUAACAGUGCAUUUUCACCAAAUCCAGACGAGCUUGUUGGAGACCUAUUUGAUAACUUUGGAAUUGAUGGAAAGCUUGUGUUUCUAAAGGCGGCGGGGUGGAGAGGAAGAAGGCGGUCGAGAGGCACGAUCCUGGCGUUCCAUCCGUAUAAGGUGGGCGGUCUGGAGGUCCUCGAUGGUGAAUUGGGAGGGGUCGAGAGAGGCAGUGUCGAGGUCGUCAUCGAAGGUGGGUUGAGUGGUGUCGUUAUGGAAAAAGAGGAGGCGGGAGGGAGCGGGCGCGGACUGGUGAUGGGGGUGGAGGAGUCGAUUGUGGUGAAGCAUGCGAGAGAGGAGGUCAGCAAGGGGCAUGUCGGGUUCGUGGGCGAGGGCGGUGGCAAGAUCUUUGUGGCAUACUCGCUUGAUGCGGGAGAUGAACGCAAAGUCGGGAAUGAUGGUGGUGGCAACGAGAAGUUUGGCCCAUUGGAGGAAGGAGUGACGUGGUCCUCCAGAGGCUCGGCGGUUGCUGACUUUAGCCAUCCACCAUUUGGCGGCAUUGCCGACGAGGCGGGAGGUGGCAAUGGGGAGCCAGUGGGCAAGGGGCAUGUGGUGGAGGUGAAAAGAGUUCUGGAGCUGGGUAAGGAAGAGGAAAACGUUCUCGUGGGGGAGGCCGGAGAAGGACAUGAUUUCGUCGGAUCGGAAGGAACGGGGGAUUUCCUAGUCGCGGUGAACGAUCUGCGAGAGGGUGUUGAAGCUGAGGUUAUCGGGGGUGAUGUCGUAGCAGGUGUGGUCGAUUUGGUUGUUGUCCUCAAGGAGGUGGUUGGGGGGGAGUUGUGGCAUUGCGGGGUAAACCCCCGAGGUGGCUUGGGAAUAGGUGGGACGGGUGGUGGGGAUGGUGGAGGUGGUCAUGAUGGGUUGGGAGAGGGUUUGCGAGUGCGGGGGGGGGAGAGGGGUGACAUGGAUGGGCGAGGAAUGAGGCGGUGUGCUGGAUGCGCCGAAUGAGGGAGGAGGUGGAGGGAACGGUGUGAGGAAACCCGGGGAGGGGGCUACCUACCGUUCGCUGAAGCCAAGGGCUACGGCGCCUGUCACUUCGCCGCGCCCGCUCCGAGGUCCUCGGCGACCAGUAGGGUAAAAGGGGGCAAUCGAGUUCAAGGUUUGUCUAGCCCCGUCGGCACGCAGCGCUCUUCAGCAAUAGGAGAGAGUAAAUAAGAUUAAAGGAAUAAGUAAAAAAACAAUAAAUAAAUAAAAGAGUGGCAAAAUU
This is a messenger RNA of Chara braunii, 1639 nucleotides long. NCBI's taxonomy places the organism in Eukaryota, Viridiplantae, Streptophyta, Charophyceae, Charales, Characeae. The record is from the annotation of a GenBank genome assembly.